CAGGCCGUGUAGUUCGCGUGUCGCGGCGCUCGCGGGCUAGCGGGAGAGGUGUGUGCUCUCGGGGUGUUGGCGGUUUGAGCGCCCGGUGGCAGCCAUAUCUUCUCUGUGCUGUCUCGUCAGACUGACUUCUGGUGACUUUCCAUUUCAGUUGCUUCAGCCAGCCAAGCACUUCGGGCUGAUUGCCUCCAAACCAGACAGAGCCGCAGCUGACCCCGCCGACCUUUCACCAGGACGAAGGCGUCAUUCGUGCAGCACGUGUAUAGGCAUGUCGCUGGCGUAGUGCGGCACAGACAGACAUGUCCAAGGACGACCUCAUCGCUGAAAACCAGGCGCUGAGCGCGGAGGUGGAGAGACUGCAAUAUGGUCUGGAAGAGAUGCAGCAACUUCUGCGACAGUUGGAGAAGACUUACAUCGAAUCCAAGGGCACCUUCUCCGUCUCCCGCUAUGGCCAUCUCAAAACCAUGAUCAAGAACACCUCUUCCGACACCAUUCUGAGAAAGGCCAAAUCACUGUCGGAGAGCGAGUGUACCCAGGCGCACGAGACGAAGAGAGGCAUGGCGGGCUUGCUGCAGAAGGCGCGGCAAUUCGCGGGAGAAGGAGAAGGGGCCCCUGCUGUGAAUAGAAAGACUUCGGAAGAGAAACGCAGCGGUGGUUCAUCCAUUUUCAAGAAAAUAAAAAAUGCUGCUGGAUUUUCGGACCAACCAGGAGACUUGCACUGCCUUGAUAAGGAUGACAUCCGGCGGGACAACGAACGCAAGAAAAGAGAGAUCGCUCGACUGACCUCUCGAGGCCUGAAGAUCUACAGUCGGUUGAACACCCUUCAGCAGAACUACCAAGCCUCCAAAGUGCACGCAGUCCCUACUCGCUAUCAACAGCUGAAGGACAUGAUCAAAGGCAUUAUUGCGGAGCCAGUCUGAAGUCGAGAACUGUUGAUGUACAUGUCAGUCAUGUAUUCGAUUUUGGUUUUAAUUCCUGCCAUAUUUUUUAUUCUUCUGCUAGCGCACCCAAGCUGAAUGGCCAACUGUUGUUUUCGGGUAAUCCUAAACAACGGACCUUUGUGAUCCUGUGCGACUGUUGUAAUUGCACACAGAAUAAACUGCAUUGUCCUCUGGACUGACACCUUUUCUUUUCCAUUGUUGAUACCCACACUGCAGAAAAACUUAAAACCGUUGUUUGUAGUGCUUACUUUCCAGGGCGUGUGGGUUAAAACCCACAGCAGACUGAACUGUGACCAAGUUGAAUAAACAUAUUGUCUAGUCAUCCGUUUUGAAAAUUUCCCUAUUUCUUCAUACUUUAAAUGUAUAAGAAGAGUUUUGUUUCAUUGGAAACCAAAAUAAUUAUUACUUACCUCCCCUAGCACAAGAGUAAAAGUAGGCAGAUACGCGAACACAUGCUGAUCUUGCUUACCCAAGUUUUAUACCAGUGUCGUAAUCAAUUUAUGUCCUGCUUUUCGUUAGCAGUCGAUACAUUCGAAUAAAUAGGAGUUGAAGCGUAGAAGUUGUUGGCUAUCUGAGACUGCCAUUUGAUUAAAAAAUAUUAAACUGCAUAUUUCGGCAGUAGUUAAUCUCUGAAGGUAGCUUGUACGGAGAAAUACACGACAUCUUAAAUACAUUCAGUAGUUGUAUGCAAUAUCCCUAAAUUUCACUUGAGAUGUAUGUACUUUCUUAAAAGUUUGUUAUUCGGUCUGCAUGUGUGUGUGUGUGUGUGUUGGGGGUGGGCGCAGGAGAGAGAAAGAGAAAUUGAGAGAUUACAAUAACUAGUACUUUAUCAGGUUUCUCUUUUAAUAACAGAAUUUCGAAUUAUUCUGCGUGUGGAAAUGUUUUUAAAUUCAUGCGUUAAGACCUAGUGUCAUGAACUUCAUAACCAUCGCUCUGUGAUCUUUUCACUUAUCAUCAUUUAGUCUCCGUGCAAAAGAGCAACAGUUUCUGCAAAAUAAAGCAUUUUAUUGAAUAAGAAA
This is a messenger RNA of Pomacea canaliculata, 1957 nucleotides long. RefSeq lists its product as uncharacterized. NCBI's taxonomy places the organism in Eukaryota, Metazoa, Mollusca, Gastropoda, Architaenioglossa, Ampullariidae. The coding region runs from base 297 to 917 and encodes 206 amino acids. The transcript is spliced from 5 exons. The record is from RefSeq and is a predicted model, not a curated record.